Pyricularia oryzae 70-15 is the source of this 2230-nucleotide messenger RNA. RefSeq lists its product as uncharacterized. The transcript is spliced from 4 exons. The record is from RefSeq and is a predicted model, not a curated record. The coding region runs from base 340 to 1371 and encodes 343 amino acids. Lineage: Eukaryota; Fungi; Ascomycota; Sordariomycetes; Magnaporthales; Pyriculariaceae. Gene Ontology annotation, cellular component: membrane.
GGGACAUAAACAAAAACAACAAAGUCGAGAGAAAUCGAAUCACACAUGCCCGCUGCUCGCCCCGAUUCUAAAAUGUCCAAGCUCCUUCCCCUUACACAACCCACCCCACGACCGCGCCAGUAACUAACACGCAAGCAUCGUCGCAUCAAUACCUUAGACCUGGUUAGCAAAUUUGUUUAGUCUAGCAUCAGCAUUCCAACCACCUUACCUGCUUUUUUUCUUCUUCUAGCCUUAUUGGCUUCCGCAGCCCAAAAUCGAGUCCAGAUAGCAGUUCUAUCUAUACUCAGUUCCACGCAAAGUGACAAACAAACCCAAACAAGACAAUCACAUAACAACAUAAUGUCUGGCUCCAAUGCUUGGUUGCGCGCCCAGCGCAAAUCAGAACUGAUCGGAAUCGCAGAGCACAUCGGCCUCAAAAACUACGACGGCCUGAAGAAGGACCUCGAGCUCACCCUUGACGAGCACCUCGCUGCCAACUCAGACAGGUAUUCCAGCGAUCCCAAGCUGGCGCCGUACUUCCAGUCCCGCAACCGAACUAUCGGUUCGCCCAUCAAGAAGGACGUCCCCGAGUUCAAGAUACCCAAGAGGAGAAUGGGUAGCAAGACUGACAGCGAGAUCAUUGCUGCCACCGCUGUCGACGAUGAACCGUCCAUCGCGAGCACCACCUCAGCCCUAGUCCACACCCCGGCGCGCGCAUUCUCUAUCGCGCAGCGCAUCCCCCUCCCCGCGACCCCCGCCGAGGUCGCGGAAGCUGUGGACCGCAGCACAGCCGUCGUUCGCCAGCAUGUCAACUCGGUCCUGGCCGAGAGCUCCAUCCCUGAGUACACACAGGCGACGCGCCAGUCCCUGUCCACCGUCACGGCCGUCCUCCUGACGGCGCAUCUGUUCGAGCUGUACUUCCUGCGCCAGGAGCUCCUGGCCGACCGCUACGCCUUCACUAUCCCCGCCAUCAAGGCGCUCGGCACCAGGGACUACAUCAUCAACAUGCCCGACUUGUUCCUGCUGUUGACGUCAUCAUUUUGGAAGCCCGCGUCCAUUUGGAUGCUGACGAGCUUUAUAAUUCCGAGCUUCUUUGGCUACUUCUUCAACCUGAGUGCCGCCAACUCGCACUCGCCCGGCGUCGCCACGCGUGGUCGUCCCAGAGGUGUCACCCACGACGUCGAGUACCGCGUCGACCCGUUGACUUACAGUGUCGUCAAGGCCGUCAUCUCCUACGUUGUCUACGCCCAGGGCGCCGCACUUGGCGGCUAUGUCGACCCGAACAGCGUCGCCCGCAUCAAUUCGGCUCUCUACGGCGGCUGGAAGGGCGUCUUGGUCGGCUCGGGCAUCACUGGCCUGAUGGCCAUGUACGAUGCGGUUCUGCGCAAGUGAGCCUUUUCUUUUUGAGUUUCCUGCUCUCCUUGUUUCAAACUGGGCUGGAGGAUUGGCUUUCUUGUCUGUUCAAAGCUGCUGCUGCUGCUGCUGCUGCUUCUCCGCAGACUCUUGAUUGGAGAAUGUGAUGGAGCAUCUACAGCACGGGCAGAGAUGGGCCCCCUCUCGGGGUGCACUGCAAGUACAAAACAGUGCGGCGUUUGGGCGUUGAAAAGGAUGCAUGGUUUCCAAUUUUUAUUUUUCUCCUUCGUUUGGCUGCAGCAGGCCUUUCUUGGACUCUUGGCUCUUUCUUUCUCGUCUGAUACCUCCCACUUUAUCGAAUGUUUUUAACUUGUGCUUUUUUAUCUUGUUUCUUUUUUUCUUUUUUCUCCAUUGUUUUUUUUUAUGCGACACUUGGCUGCGGGUACCGCUGGUUUAGCCCGUCUCACUCGUUUUCUACGUCGAUUUUCAAACCGAGAGGCAUCAUUACCAGUGCACCGGGGUUCUUUGGAUGAGGUGGUUGGGACUAUGGUGGUUGGUGGGAAUGUUAUUUGGCUCGCGAUUUUCUGGUUCUAGUUCUUCCAUACUCACCUGUUUUACCUGUUCUUUUUCUUUUCAGUAUACUCUCGGAAUAGUCUCUUCGGGAGGACGGGUAAAUAAGUGGUCGGAGCCCACGGGCUGGUGAUGUUGGGAUAGCGCUGUUCUGUCUAAUGACCUGGUACUCGGCGAGGCGGUGCCGAAAUAUACUCGAUUCUGCCUUGAUUGCUAUAAUUUUCCAUUUUCUAGAUUUUACUUCUAGAUAGUCUAGAUGCUCAUUCAUCCUCUACGCCGUCUUACCACCAGCCCAAAGUCACAGUCGACCGACGAACCUCUCCUUCCC